UGGGUGGGCAGAGCACAAAGAGGGCUGCAGAGGGUCUUGUUUUCAUUGCAUAUCAAGUAGGUCUACAACCCUGACCUGAGACAUUACAUCUCAUUUGCCUGGACUGCUGAAUGCAGCAGUUUUCAUCAGGGAUCAAAGGGCAUUGCACUGAAACACCACUGGACAAUGAAGCUGGAGAUUCCAAAGACAUUUGAAGAUGUUGCCAUUAAUUUUUCUGAUGAAGAGUGGAAGAUGUUGAGUAUUCAUGAGAAAGAACUGUAUAAGGAUGUAAUGCAGCAGAAUUACGAGAACAUGACUUCAUUGGGCUACAUCAUUCCAGUAGGGAGCCUCUUAUCCCUAAUAGGACAUGAUGAUGAACGUAUAAAGGAAGAAGUGGUGUGGCAUCUAAAAAAUCGUGCUGAAGGGACUGCUAACACUGCAGGACACAGAAUGCCAGGUGAAAACUCAUUACCACUGACUGAGAGGGGUGGGGAUCUCCCUAUCGUGAUAGAAGAUGAUGAAGAGAUUCAGUCGAAGGAUGAUAUACAAGAUGGCCACUCCAAUAGGUGUGUAAUUCCAACUGAACAGUUGUCAUUGAUCGAGAGCAGAGUGGAACUCCCUGUUGUUAUAAAAGAGGAAGAUGAUGAUGAUGAUGAUGAUGAUGAUGAUGAACAGGAGCAGCAUUCUGAAACCAGCUUUACUAUCCCUAAAUCUGAUUACAGAAAGGAUGUGAAGUCACGCUGUGUGAUAUACAAGGGGAACUUUGAAGAUGAAAGGAGCUCUACUGCCACAAAAUGCAAUGAGCCUUUGAAAGACAGACUGAUAUUUCCCAAGCAUGCUACAAGGGAGUAUAAAGUCAUUAAGAAGGAGAGAAAAAUGCAAACCACUAAUGUAACACGGUCACUUUUUCAGUCUGACACAAAACAAAAGAAUACCAUACUGCAGGAGAAUCUCUCCAUGCAUAAACCAAUCAAGACAGAGCCUAUGCCUUUUGAAAUUAUGGGGUUCAGGAACAGUGCCCCCUAUAAAGUAGAUUAUAAUAUUCAGUGGAUGGGUAACACUGGCUAUAAACCAUUCCACUGUAAAGAUUGUGGAAAGAGAUUCACAUAUAAAUCUACACUGAACAGGCACCAGUGGAUUCACAGUAAGGCAUUUUCUCAGCAAAAACCUUUUAAAUGCAGUUACUGUGGAAAAGCUUUUGCACAAAAAUCACAUCUUUCUAGGCAUCAGUUGGUUCACACUGGGAACAUGCCUUUUAGAUGCAGUGUCUGUGGCAAGGGAUUCAGAGCUAAAGGUGAACUUGCAAACCAUAUGUGGGUGCACACAGAAGAGAAACCAUUCAAAUGUACUGAAUGUGAGAAGUGUUUCACGUAUAAGUCAAAUCUGACACGCCAUCGGAUUGGACACUAUGCAGAAAAACAUUUUCCAUGUAUUAAAUGUCGAAAGAGUUUCACAUGUAAAGCCGAUCUAGUUAAACAUGAUUGCAUUCAGUCAAAUAAGCCAUUGAAAGUACCAUCAGAAUAUGAUAAUUUUGAGGAAGGUGCCAUGUAUGAAACCGAUCUUCCCAAAUGGAUUUUUACUGAUGAGGUAUUAAUGCAAGGAGAUAAAGAUAAAUAUAAUGAAUGCGGAGAGGGCUUUACAUACAGAUCAAAUCACGAUGUACAGAAGUGGGUGUGUGAUGAGAACAAUAUGUUAUUCCAAGAAAAAAUUGUUGAACGUAGUAAUAAUGGAACAACUUUUACUCAUGGGCUUAAUGUGACGACACAUGAAUGGAAUCAAACAGAUGAAAAAUUAACUGAAGAGAAACCUAUUAAAUGUGUUGACAGUACAGCACAUUUUACACACAGUUCACAUUUUAGUACACAUGAUUGGAUUUCCCCCAGUCAGACAUUAACCCAAGAGACAUGGGUUGAAAAUACUGAUAACAGUCAAAAUGUUGUAUAUAGAACAGAUCUUCCUGUAGACUGGAUAAAUGGAGUUGGGUCAUUGACCCAAGAAAUCCCUGCAGAAUAUAACAAUCAUAUGAGCAGUUUCUCCUUACAACCAUGUAUUCCGAAACGACGUUCAGGUCUGAAACCUUUUAAAUGUUCGUUAUGUGAAAAGUGUUUUAGAGCUAAGGGUGAGCUUGCAACCCAUCAUAGAGUGCACACAGGUGAAAAGCCUUUUAAAUGUGCUUAUUGUGAAAAAUGUUUCACAUAUAAGUCGAACCUUACCCGGCAUCAGAUGCUCCACAUGGGACAGAAGCCUUUUAAGUGUACUUUGUGCGGAAAGUGUUUCACAUAUAAAGCAGACCUUGUUCGGCAUGACUGGAUUCACUCUGGCAAAGUGGUGACUGAGGAAAGCCAUAAAAAAUACAUGGAUCAUGAAAAGAGGGUCACAGAAGGAGACAUAUUUGUAAAGAAAGUGCCACUUCAGGCGGUAGAUAGACCUUAUAAGUGUUUAGAAUGUGGGAUGGGUUUCAUGUACAAAUCAGGUCUUGUAAGGCACCAGCCAGUUCAUGCAGGAGAAGUGAAAAUUGCAACUCUUGAAAAUCUAGAUGAAGAAUGGCAGUCUUUCCUGUCAAGCAUGAGUUUCGGAGACAUUAUUCCAAUGAAAGCGUAUAACACAUAGAAGUGUUCCUCAAGUAGAAAAAGACAUGGCGACGGCCUCUGGUACUGAGGUUGUUUUUUGUUUAUUUCAUUGCCAUUAAUUUUUGGCAUGUUCAUGUUCCUGAACAGGGCAACAGAAUGCAGGGACUAGAUGAAUACACAUGAAGUUUGUGUAAAUCAGAUUGCUUUUAAACUGCUGAAGGAAAGACUUCACAAAAAAUACAGAAAAAUCAUAGAAUGAGAGACCCUGGCAGUGCCACUCAGUACCAGCUGUGGAGUGAACAUAAGGAAAAAGUCUUCUACAGUAGGAAAUAACAGCACAGUCAAUAGGAAAGUCAGUUAAUUCUGUGUACAUUCCUUUGAAUGUGGAGUGAUAAAGUUAUUGAAUACUGGUGCAUUUAAAGACACAGAAAGAUAAAGACAGAUGUAUAGGUAAAUUAUUCUUAGCAGUACCAGAUCAGACGAAAUACUGUAGACAAGUGUACUUUGAAAUUGUUGCAUGAGUUAGGGACAAUUCAAGGGGUGCAAGCAGGACUUUCUUAUCUUUUAUUAGUUAUUUUUGCAUUUUGAUUUGAGAAAACUAUAACACACUCAUUUUUUGCCAUUACCAAACAAUUGAAUACACAGCAAAAAUGCCACAUUCCUUAAAUGUACUACAUUUUACAAGCAGCACGGGUUAAUUGUUGUAUGUCAUAUGCUGCUUUACAGAAAAAUGGUAACCUAGAUGGUCUUUAUCCACUAGAUCAGGAAGGGACUGAAGAUGAGUGCUGUACCAGGAUUUAGUGGUUUUAUACAACUGCAUACUUGAGAAGAACAUAUGGUCACUUAUAUAAAAUGAAUCUGACAAAUGAGUUCCAAAUAGCUAAUAACACACAACUUAAUUUAUAACUGGGAUAAGAUUUCUGAAGAUUUUAUUAUUAUUAUUAUUUAGGGAUUUUUUUAAUUACUGAACUGAUAAUGUUAAUGUUUUAAUUAGAGGCACCUUGUCAUUAUUUAAGGGGCAUUUGGGUGUCAUAUGUAUCAGCUGUUCUUCUGUCAAGCCAUUGGGAUCUUAUAUUUCAAACAUAGACCUUCAGUUUCAUCUCUUGGCUACAGCAGCAUGUUGGGCAUGCAGCACUUAUGUUUUAUAAACAUACAGCACAAUGUUUUCUAAACACUAAUAUUUAAAUGGUGAGCCAUUUCUUUAAACCAUGGUGGUGACUGCGUGUAUCCAAACUUUUUCUGACUUUGCCUGACAUGUUCCUGUCUUGUUGCUGUAGCUAUACACUUGAAAUGGCCACAUCAGUAGCAUACUUAACUGUUAUGAAGUGUCUUGUGUUGGUUGUCUUUCUGUCUUCAGUCUGUUUGUAUUUUAAACAUAGAAUGCAAGUUACGUGAAACUUAAAUAACUCUUUUGGCAAGUCACUGUAUAUACUUAGUGAAUCUCCGUGUUACACUGUAGCCUGAAGUUGUUUCAGCCAGUUGUAAAGGUGGACAAGCCUGGAAUUUUUGAAAAAGAACCAAGCCAGAGCUGAGCCAAGGGUCAAGCUUGGCGCUUAGGGCCCGAUAAGAGCCAAGCCAGAGCAGGCAAUCGCAGCAGUAGCUCUGUUAAAAAUAGCUACAUCUGUAAGUCCAGAGGUAAUUGUUUAAGUAACAAAAAAAGAAUACUACAAUUACAGCCAAACAAGCAUUGACAUUGCCAGCAUUCACUCAAAUGAAAGAAUGCUGAUGGUAUGCUGACCAGACUUCCUAAUAGCUUGCACCCAGCCACCUCCUACACUGUGCACAAGCUACAGGUCUGCUGACCGUGAAAAAUCGGAAAAAAUAUAACAAACAAUAGCAUACAAGUACACCACUCGGUAUGCAGGAACAGGAAUGUUGCCCUAGCUUGUGAAAAAAUUUCAUUUUUUCCCUGUCUGGUUUAAUGAUGAUUUAGUGCACAGUAGUUAACCAAAUUUUGCAAGAAAUUGUCAAACAAACUCAAAGGUAACAAUUAGAAACAUUCCCAAAUGGAGCAACAAAAAGCUUUGUAAAAUGUUAGAUUUCCUUAGCUUUAUGUAAAAAAACAUAUUUUAGUUCCGUUAAGGCAACUCACAGUAAUGAAACAAAAUCAGUAUUCUUAAUAACCUAUUUGGGUACAAAAUGCACACACUGCCCUGUAAACUGUGCCCCUUCUGAGAAGGUACACCACUACUGACUGUUAAGUUGCUACAAAAUAUAAUAAUAAUAGCAAACCUUGCUCUUUGAUGGAUACUGCCCUCCAUCAAAUCAUAUCACCCACAACUGCCCUGUACUGUCAUGUAUUAUAUGGCUCCAGAAAUGAUAACACCUUUCUGUACACCAAUUUCUCACUGUGAAAAGAAUGAAAAAUGUAAGAACUACUGUAACAUUUUGCUAUUUCAGUUUGCGAUUGGUAAAGAAAUUUACUGCCCCCAACAAGUCAUAGCACUUUUAAUUGCAGCAGUAAUUAUGUAAUGGCCUUGUGCUUUCAUGUGCAAGAUGCCUCCACAUCCCUUCCCCAAAAAGGCAGCCCAGUUCUCUGCACACGUCUGAUGCUUGAUGGUGAGGGCAGUGAAAGGAAAAAAGGAAACUACUACAGUAAUAUAGUGAUUUCAACAUGUUGCCCUGAAACACACAUACCUACCCCUAAAAAUACACUAAGCACUCAUGGAAAACAUUGGGUUGAAAUCCGGGACAGUUGAAAGACUGUGUCUUACCUAAAAAACUAAAUAAAUAAAGAAACACAAAAGAAUUCUUCCCAUGGUGUCCUUAGCACUGGUAGUGCUUUCCAAGCUGUCCUGAUCUCUCACUCUCUCAAUGAAACGGGCUCCUCCCCCUCUGUGGAAACAUGCAAGCAGUAUGGAGUAAGGGGAAUAAUGCACCCUCAUCCUAAAAAUGGGCUGCAAAUCCUUUUACAAAUUAAAUAUGGAACUACGGUGUCCUGCAGUAGUCCUCUCCCAUGAAAAAUGUUUAAAUCAUAUUCAUUUUUAGCACUAUAGCAUAUGGCGCCACCCUUCCUGUCAUUCCAGCCAACCUCAAUGCUUAGCUAUGCAGACCUGACCUAAUAGAAAUCACUCACAGCCUGCAGGUCUGGUCUCAGUUUACAGUCAGCAGUUUAAAAAUAGAAAACUUAUGACUGUGGCUCAUCUGUUUCUUGGCUCUUUAACCUGCUGGAUCACAAGCCAGAACUGAGCUUAUACUCAAGCUCCAGCAAAGCUCAAGCCGGCUGUGGCAAGCCCACCUCUAGCCAGUUCUUUGUCAGACAGAUUACUUGAACUAAAGCUCACAGCUAAGAGUAAUGUUGGUCAAAGGAGGUAAUGUAAUAGAUGCUGAGAUAUAGAUGUUUUGUUUUCAUUUGCACCCUUCUGUGUUACUUACCAAAGGACUUUUCGUAGGUAGUUACUAGGUAUGUUAUCCACCAGACUAUUGAGGUGCCUGUCCUGAUUUCCCAGUUGCCUCAGAGUACUCUAUGGAUAAAUGGCUUGCUCUUAGUCACUUAUUGGGGAAAUAGAGGCUGAAGGACUCAAACACUAGACUACAGGAAACGGAUCAUUAGCAGCCCAAAGCCUUAAUUGUCUGCACUAAUUGCCAGACUGUUGUCUUUUUGACUGUCCCAGCUACAGCCUUCAUGUUUAUUUCCAGGUGAUCCCAGAUGUGCCCCUUCACUAAGCAGGUGUUCUGACAUUUUGAGUGGCACAGCCAUACAGAUAUGCAGUCUUAGGGACAGAAAGAGAGAACUCAGAUAGGAAGCUUCAAACUGAAGCUACAGCCGUCGUACCAAGCCUUGCCAGUCAGAAUUUCUGACCUGGAGAAAUGAUGUGUAAUGAUAUCAGGAUAUGUGUUACACAAACACACCUGCACAUCAGGUUCCUGGUCUGCUACAGACGUCAAGAUGGCCACAGUGUAGCCCACACCCUCCCCAGGACUGGAGAGAUGGCCACCAUCUGCUUCAUUGUAUCCUCUUGACUGACUCUUCUGGUUCACUGACCCCAUUCUCAAAACCAGGUUGCUAUCAGCACACACAGACGCUGCCUCUGUGUCAGUGCACUAACAGGUGUCAUAUACUGAAUUAGCAUGCAUCAUGAACAGACUCCAUCAUCAAUAAAACAGAUGCAUUUAUUCAUUCCUUUAACCCCUGUUACAUGAUUCAAAGGUAACAUGCUGUAGUCUGGUGUGACUUGGGUUUACGGCAGCUAUAUACAUCUUGUAUGUACCCCUUCUCUUCUCCAUGUGCUGUCUGGUGACUUUUCAGUUACCUGUUGUUGGUUGUUUUGCAUAUCCUGUUAGAGAUACAGAAUUGGUGUUGUGUGCAUUCAUAAUCCUUGAGUACUAAGUAUACAGUUUCAUCCUUUUUAACACCUACUACAGGAUGGGGCUUUCUAAUACAAAUAUGGUCUUUAACAGAACCUGAAGAACUAUCAUUCUUUAUAUUAUCAACAAGUUUUUUAUUACACUAUAAUUUUUUCUAUGUGUGUUCUUACUGUAUCCAGUGAGAAUAUAUUUGCAUUAUGGAGGCUGAGAUAUAGUCCUACUACUGACAAAAUCUGCAAUUACUUCAGUGACACUCCUAAAUUGACACUUGCUUUGUUUUUUAUAUAUAUAUAUAUAUAUAUAUAUAUAUAUAUAUAUAUAUAUAUAUAUAUAUAUAUAUAUAUAUAUUUGACAUUUCAGUAGCUGUUUGUGCUGGCUGGAAACACAGUUAAUCAAGAGGUCUGAAGUAAUACAUUCUCCUGUCUUGUUAGUUUUGCUCCCCUUUGUGAUUGCAUUGUUUUAAUUUCAAUGUUUGCUCUUAACACUGUUAUCUAAGGAAUGUCCACGCUGUAGAUAUUAAAAUGUCACUGUCAUUAAUUGCUUCAUUACUGUGUUAAAAUAGUGGUGAAAUUAGUGGGUGUAAGACAGUUAGUUACUUGAAGACUAAGUAUACGGGGAAAGCACUCUAUUAAUUUAAAUAUUCAGAUUUGGUCACUGCAGGAGUGGUCAUCAUUCUCCCAGUACGCAUCAUCAUCAGAAAUUAGUCUAUUGGACAAGAUGGGACAAAAUUCCUUUCAUGGGAUUGGGGCUGAGCUCAUGUGAAAAAAAAAAAGUGUUUACAAAUACUGGGGUUAGUGCAAUGGUUCAGGUGUUUAUCUAACAGUCGCAAAGUACAGGGUUUAAUUCUUACCUUUGAAAGCAAAAAUGGCCUACAAGAGCAGCUAGCCUAGUACUUUACUUAUAAACUACACAAAUCCUUUUUUGGUGCAAAAUGGCAGUUACACAAUUGUUUGUUGCAGUGCUGCUGCAGAUUUGAAUUGAUGGGAGUAUUGUGGCUCACCUAUAAAGUCUUUGCCUCGCAGAUCCAGAGUCUGUGAUUCAGUCCUGCAUUCCCAUCACUUUCUUUGUGUAGUUUGCAUGUUCUCUUCCUAUGUGGGUUUAUGUUCUCUUAUUAUUACUCCAAAUUCUUCGUGUGUGUGUG
This is a messenger RNA of Protopterus annectens (West African lungfish), 7998 nucleotides long. RefSeq names its product putative zinc finger protein 66. The coding region runs from base 166 to 2589 and encodes 807 amino acids. Gene Ontology annotation, biological process: negative regulation of transcription by RNA polymerase II. The transcript is spliced from 6 exons. Gene Ontology annotation, molecular function: DNA-binding transcription repressor activity, RNA polymerase II-specific; RNA polymerase II cis-regulatory region sequence-specific DNA binding. The record is from RefSeq and is a predicted model, not a curated record. Lineage: Eukaryota; Metazoa; Chordata; Ceratodontiformes; Protopteridae.